This is a messenger RNA of Lolium rigidum, 780 nucleotides long. RefSeq names its product protein NEGATIVE REGULATOR OF RESISTANCE-like. Gene Ontology annotation, biological process: regulation of systemic acquired resistance. The transcript has a single exon. Bases 66 to 488 code for a protein of 140 amino acids. The record is from RefSeq and is a predicted model, not a curated record. NCBI's taxonomy places the organism in Eukaryota, Viridiplantae, Streptophyta, Magnoliopsida, Poales, Poaceae.
GCUUCCGAAAGACCGAAACACUCCUGAAGACGCAACGCACCCACCCCACCCACCAGACAAGCACCAUGGACGCGCCCACCGCCGCGGCCAAGCGCAAGCGGCCGGCCGCCGACAUCGCCGCCGCGACGGCCGCCGUCGAGGAGGUGUCCGACGCGGAGGUGGAGGAGUUCUACGCCAUCCUGCGCCGCAUGCGGGACGCCACCCGCCGCUUCGUCUCCCGCGGCGGCGGCGGCGCAGCAGGGGCAGCAGCUGGCCCCGUGCGCGCGCCGGCGUGGCGACCCAGCUUCUCCUGGGAGGACUUCGCGCCAGCUGCUCCCCCGGCGGCUCCACCGUCGCAGCAGCAGCAGCCGCCGCGGCCACCAGUGGACGAGCGCGUCGCCGAGAACGGCACGCCGCCGCGGCGGCCAGCCGGCGUUUUCCUCGACCUGAACGCCGAGCCGGAGCCCGAGGCGCCGACUACGCCGCGACCGGAGCGCGUCGCCGCCUAGAGCCGCGCGGCCGGUUCUUACUGAUGAUGACGAUGAUCCGGUAAUUACUGCAGUAGCUUGAUCGUUUACUCACCCUCGGUACGUGCGAACUACUACUAGCACUACUAGCAGACGCCCGGCGGCUUGCAAGCAGAGUCCACUGAUUGAUUUUGAUUAAUCAUCGCUGCUACUGCAUCGGCCACCAAGCAACACAUGGGGUGUUGAUUACUGUACGGUUACUAUGUUUACUUCGUUAUUUACAGUGACUCCUGGCGCUACUAUACUGGUGGUACUGAGGUUGUUCAGUAAUACU